GGAAAGUAUAGCACGCGCUGGCUUUGGUUAACCGAAGGCUGGGUGGGGGAGCCGCGGAGCCCUCUGCCCCCCGCGCGCUAACACCUGUAUGGAUGACCACUUUAACCUCAUCGACUCGCCCUCAGUCAGGUACCGAGGCAGCAGCGAGGAGCUCAGCUACGGAGAGAGGGACAAAGCCAUCAUGACAGUUGUUGCGUGUGACAGCAUUCUGGAGGAGAGCGCCGCGCUCCCCACUCACCUGCCCGUGGAUCGAUAUGAACCCCAGCACGGGUGCUGCGAGCGGGUCGUCAUCAACAUUUCGGGCUUGCGCUUUGAAACGCAGCUGAAAACUUUUAACCAGUUUCCAGACACAUUGCUUGGGGACCCAAAGAAACGAAUGCGUUACUUUGAUCCCCUGAGAAACGAAUAUUUUUUCGACAGAAAUCGACCAAGCUUCGAUGCCAUUUUGUACUACUACCAGUCGGGGGGACGCAUUCGCAGACCCGUCAAUGUUCCCAUAGACGUUUUCUCAGAGGAAAUAAGGUUUUACCAACUUGGUGAGGAGGCCAUGGAGAAAUUUCGAGAGGACGAGGGCUUCAUAAAAGAAGAGGAGCGCCCUUUGCCAGAUCAUGAAUUCAAAAGACAGGUCUGGCUUUUGUUUGAGUACCCAGAGAGCUCAGGGCCCGCAAGAGGCAUUGCAAUUGUGUCAGUGCUUGUCAUCCUCAUCUCAAUAGUAAUAUUUUGUCUGGAGACUUUACCUGAAUUCCGGGACGACAGAGACCGUUCCACAGUGGCUCCUACAGUCAACGGAACUGCCCCCUACGGCCCCAGCACAUUAAUUGCAGACCCAUUCUUCGUCAUAGAAACUCUUUGUAUAAUUUGGUUCUCUUUUGAACUGUUAGUCAGGUUCUUCGCCUGCCCAAGCAAAACCACUUUUUCCAAAAAUAUCAUGAACAUUAUCGACAUCGUGGCAAUCAUCCCCUACUUUAUUACCCUGGGGACGGAGCUGGCUCAAAGACAGGGCAACGGGCAGCAAGCCAUGUCGCUGGCCAUUCUCAGGGUGAUUAGGCUUGUCCGAGUUUUUCGCAUAUUCAAGCUUUCUCGACACUCCAAGGGACUUCAAAUUUUAGGUCAGACUCUUAAAGCCAGCAUGAGAGAGCUGGGACUGUUGAUAUUCUUUCUUUUCAUUGGAGUUAUUUUGUUCUCCAGCGCGGUGUAUUUCGCGGAGGCAGACGACCCUUCCUCGAGUUUCAGUAGCAUUCCAGAUGCGUUUUGGUGGGCUGUAGUAACCAUGACUACUGUUGGAUAUGGGGACAUGCACCCAGUGACAAUAGGGGGUAAAAUCGUGGGAUCGCUGUGCGCCAUUGCUGGAGUGCUCACCAUUGCGCUCCCCGUGCCCGUCAUAGUCUCUAAUUUCAACUACUUUUACCACCGCGAGACAGACGGCGAGGAGCACGCUCAGUACCUUCACGUGGGUAGCUGUCAGCACCUCUCCUCCACGGAGGAACUCAAACGGACACGCAGCACCUCGUCGCUCAGCAAGUCAGAGUACAUGGUGAUAGAGGAGGGCAUCAAUAACGCAUACAAGCAGCCAAACUUCUCCAACCAAAAUAACCAAAACUGCGUGAAUAUCAAAAAGCUUUUCACCGAUGUCUAGCCCCAAACAGUUAGUUGUCAGUUAAUAUAUAUCAUCAGGUUAACACCUGAAGUUAUUUAUUAUUCGUUGGUAUAACCAUCGUGAUGUGCGGGUGCAGAUCUUCCAUGUAUGUUAGAGGGUUCGUGUUUCUGAAAUAUGCACCGGCAGCAUUAAUCAAACGGACUUGCUUUUGG
Molecule: messenger RNA, 1809 nt
Organism: Engraulis encrasicolus (European anchovy)
Lineage: Eukaryota; Metazoa; Chordata; Actinopteri; Clupeiformes; Engraulidae
Product: potassium voltage-gated channel subfamily A member 3-like
Exons: 1
Coding region: 89-1636 (515 amino acids)
Biological process (GO): protein homooligomerization; potassium ion transmembrane transport
Cellular component (GO): voltage-gated potassium channel complex; membrane
Molecular function (GO): protein binding; delayed rectifier potassium channel activity
Source: RefSeq, a predicted model, not a curated record